AUAAUGAAUUUUCUACAUUUUGUAUUAUUGAACCAAGCAAUUCGUACAAGUUCAAGAUUUCAAAGAUUACUUUAUGCAGGUAUUGGUCUCAAAAUUAGAUUGAUUUCCUAUAUAUGAAUCGAUUGAUACCAGAGAUAAUAAAAUAUCACAGCACUUUAGUAGUAAAAUAUACUAUAUCAAUUUAAUAUUUACCACAGUUGAAAUAAAAGGUUGUAGAGACUUCUUUUGUACAAAGAAUAAUUCAUUAAUUCCUAAUGUAAUUAAUGAAUUCUUGCGUUACAUUAUUUAAACUUUCUUCUAUGCACUCAGAUGUUCCAAUUUCUCUGUCUUCAAACUGUUUUUCAAUUUUGAUAUUUUGACUGUUGUAUUCUGAUGAACUUGAUACAUUACCAUUUCCCUACAGUUGAAACAACCGAUUUUUGUUUGUCAAAUCUACUAAUUUUCUUUGUAACAAUGGAGUCUAAGAAUUCACUUGAAAACUGCAAUAGCUCUUCUAUAGGUAAAUUGUUAGAUGUUGGGGCAUAAAGACACGAACUAUCAACUUGUUCUUCGUCUACUAUUACUGUAUUUACAGCAUAUGAAUGUUUUUCGUUUAUUAUACAAUCAUUAACUUUGGCGUAACUGUUAUCUUCAUAAAUGAAAGUAGACAAUGAAGGAAGGUGAGAGGUAGGAAUAGACGGGAUAGCUUUACACUUCAAAUAUUUUCGAUUAUAGUUUGCAAAAUCACUUUCCUGAAAAUAAUUUUCACACAAGCUAUAAUUUGAUGUUGAUCAUUGAAUUCUUUAGAUUUAGAGCACCCAUCAACGUUUGGAAUGCAACGAUGGUGGAUCUGUGAAAUAUGCGUUUAUGCAUACCAGAUGAGCGCAUUCUGUGUUUGAUAUUAGUAAUUAACAUCUUAACCUUACUUUUUCAUGGAUAUAUACUUAAAAUGUUUACUUUAAGGAAUCUAUUUCUAAGAACGAAUUUGAAAACUUUAAGUAAUAUAGUUCAACAAAAUGGCAUGUCUCAAUAUCCCAGUUACUAUAUCAAACCUGUUUACAUUAAAGAAGCUCAGGAAGAAUUGAUAAAAAGUGGAGAAUUUCAAAAAUUAUCUCAUUUGCCAACACGAGCAGCUUUAUCGGAUCAAACCUGCUCAUUGGCUCACGAUCCAUUAGUCAACUUAAUGAUAAAUUAUUGUAUGAAAGAGGGAAACAAAGUUCUUGCUAGAAGUUUAUUAGAGCAAUGCUUUGAAGAUAUAAAAAGAUUGCAGUUGGAAAAAUAUCAUAAAGCCAAAAGUGAAGAAGAAAAAUUACAGAUCAAUUUAAAUCCCAGAGAUAUUUUUCAUAAAGCCGUAGAAAAUUGUAAACCACUAUUACAGCUUACACCAAUCAAAAGAGGCGGAAUAAAAUAUCAAGUGCCUGUACCAAUCACAGAAAAAAGAGCACAAUUUCUAUCUAUGAAAUGGUUAAUAGCAGCAGCGAAUGACAAAGAUAGACCAGUGAGGUUCCAUUUACAAUUGGCUCGAGAAUUGAUAGAUGCUUCCAAUAAUACAGGGAGAGUUAUAAAAAGAAAACAGGAUCUUCACAAGCAAUGCGAAGCGAAUAGAGCGUAUGCUCAUUAUAGAUGGAGUUAAUUUUUACAUUUGUGUAUGUGUAUAUGAGUAAAGUAUGAUUUCAAAUUAAAUGUUCAUACUAAGUAUACCAUCUCUUCAUCUAUUGUUUGUUAUA
Molecule: messenger RNA, 1706 nt
Organism: Diorhabda sublineata
Lineage: Eukaryota; Metazoa; Arthropoda; Insecta; Coleoptera; Chrysomelidae
Gene: mRpS7
Product: 28S ribosomal protein S7, mitochondrial
Exons: 4
Coding region: 839-1612 (257 amino acids)
Biological process (GO): ribosomal small subunit assembly; translation
Cellular component (GO): ribosome
Molecular function (GO): mRNA binding; rRNA binding; structural constituent of ribosome
Source: RefSeq, a predicted model, not a curated record